This is a messenger RNA of Volvox carteri f. nagariensis, 1334 nucleotides long. RefSeq lists its product as uncharacterized. Gene Ontology annotation, molecular function: signaling receptor activity. The transcript is spliced from 5 exons. Bases 9 to 1334 code for a protein of 441 amino acids. The record is from RefSeq and is a predicted model, not a curated record. Gene Ontology annotation, cellular component: membrane. Lineage: Eukaryota; Viridiplantae; Chlorophyta; Chlorophyceae; Chlamydomonadales; Volvocaceae.
CGGAUAUAAUGUCCGAGCUUAGGAAGCGUCCCUCGAAUGGGGUAGCUUGCACUCCUGCGAUUGACGUGCGUGUUAGUUCCAGCGCAUGCAAUGAACCUACGUCUUGUUUAAGAUGCCACUUGCGUGCAGAAGAAGUACCAGAAUGGCUUCAUUUUCCUUACAUAAUAAGUGGUUAUCGGCUUGGCGGGACAUAUUGGGCCUGCGCGUGCAGCUUAUUUGUACUUCACAAUGAGUGCCUCAACGCAUGGACAAUGAUUUUGGGCGCCUUGCUAUCGACAGGAUCCAUGGUCUUUGCCUUCUCAUACUAUUCCGUUCGCGGCAACGACAUCUCAGCCUUUGUUAUGUAUUGGACGUCUCUAAUCGUGCACCUUCCAUUCUCGGUUGGGUAUCAUUUAUUCCUUCCGAUUUCCGUUGGAGUUUAUAACACUUGGCGACGUCUAGACAUGUCGUUCAUCCUCAUGAUGUCAGUGCAGCUCACCUACGGCAUGUCAUACUUCGUUUAUCCGCAGCUUUGGCACACGCUUAUGGCGACAGCGCUGGUGUCUCUCGCGUCAGCGGCGGGCAUACACGCCAUCUACGGCUCCGUGAAGGAGGGCAUGCCGCUGACGCGGGGCAACGUAACCCGGUGGAUAGGUCUAACCGCCAUAGGCUACUAUUUCCCUAUCAUCUACCAAGCGGUGCUAGAUGGACGUCGCGGCGAGUACAGUGUGCCCUUCAUUGCCGCCAUCGUUGUACCGACAUCGCUCGUAGGGGGCGCACAGCUCUACGAGCUGCACAUUCCAGAGCGCUUUUUUCCCGGGAAGCUCGAUCUCGUGGCGAAGCUGGAUCCGACCGGACUUGCCGGUGGUGGGCAACUCGCAUCUGUGGAUGCACAUCGGUGUUAUCGUCGCGCACCUGAUGGGCUUCUGCUUCGUGCUGCACAACUUCCUGCGGCGAGCUGCCGGGCAACUGCCUUCAUGACAGCUGGCAAGGCGAGGCAAGGCAAGGCCUGUGCCGCAGAGGCAUGUGGACGUCCGGUGCUAGCACAUUCCCGGCUCAUCUAUCCUCCCUGGUUCGAUUCGCACUGCGAGCAGCUACACUGCCCAGUUGGAGUGGAUGCUGAUGAAGGGGGCCCCGCCCUUUUUCCGGCUUCCUUGAAGCCGACACCCAACUUGUCGUUUGAGCAAGCAGGCGGAAGGCGCGACGCACAUCUGAAUGCGCUUAAAGCGACGUUGUUGAUCGUACCUUCCGAGAAAAGCGAAAGCAACCGGGUUGACUCGGGAGUGGAAGGGAAGAAGCGGCUCCUUCAGGUCAACGAACGAGAAACGGACACACGGUUGGGCAAAGCGGACUAG